This is a messenger RNA of Tachyglossus aculeatus (Australian echidna), 2300 nucleotides long. RefSeq names its product cyclin C (gene CCNC). The transcript is spliced from 12 exons. Gene Ontology annotation, cellular component: mediator complex; nucleus. NCBI's taxonomy places the organism in Eukaryota, Metazoa, Chordata, Mammalia, Monotremata, Tachyglossidae. Gene Ontology annotation, molecular function: cyclin-dependent protein serine/threonine kinase regulator activity. The record is from RefSeq and is a predicted model, not a curated record. Bases 23 to 874 code for a protein of 283 amino acids. Gene Ontology annotation, biological process: positive regulation of transcription by RNA polymerase II.
GCCGGGAAGACGGCGGCGCUUCAUGGCGGGGAACUUCUGGCAGAGCUCCCACUAUUUACAGUGGAUUUUGGAUAAACAAGACCUGUUGAAGGAACGCCAAAAAGACCUCAAGUUUCUUUCAGAAGAAGAGUAUUGGAAACUGCAAAUAUUUUUUACAAAUGUUAUCCAAGCAUUAGGAGAACACCUGAAACUAAGACAACAAGUAAUUGCCACUGCUACAGUCUACUUCAAGAGAUUCUACGCCAGAUAUUCCCUGAAAAGCAUAGAUCCUGUAUUAAUGGCUCCUACGUGUGUGUUUUUGGCAUCCAAAGUAGAGGAAUUUGGAGUGGUCUCAAAUACAAGACUGAUUUCUGCUGCAACUUCAGUGUUAAAAACUAGGUUUUCAUAUGCCUUUCCCAAGGAAUUCCCCUACAGGAUGAACCAUAUACUAGAAUGUGAAUUCUAUCUCCUAGAAUUAAUGGAUUGCUGCUUGAUAGUUUACCAUCCUUAUAGACCUUUACUCCAGUAUGUUCAGGACAUGGGCCAAGAAGACAUGUUGCUUCCUCUUGCAUGGAGGAUAGUGAAUGACACAUACCGAACAGAUCUUUGCUUGCUGUACCCGCCUUUCAUGAUAGCUUUAGCCUGCCUCCACGUGGCUUGUGUUGUCCAGCAAAAGGAUGCAAGGCAGUGGUUCGCUGAACUUUCUGUUGACAUGGAAAAGAUUUUGGAAAUAAUCAGGGUUAUCUUAAAGCUGUAUGAGCAGUGGAAGAAUUUUGAUGAGAGGAAAGAAAUGGCAACUAUUCUCAGUAAGAUGCCUAAACCAAAACCCCCUCCAAACAGUGAAGGAGAACAGGGUCCAAAUGGAAGCCAGAAUUCUAGCUACAGCCAGUCCUAAGCCAUUGCGAAGAAUUGCCUUGUGGGACCACCUUGGCUCAGAACAUGGGGAUAGUUUCUGGACUACAGAUGGCCCGUAGGCCCACUUCAACGACGGCCGUCGGAAACCAGAUGAGAAGCCCUUCGGUCAGGUAGAAAGGGGGUGCUUUUCUUUCUGCCCCGCUUUGAAAUUGUUCUCUCGUGUUCUUCAUCCACUGGAUCCCUGGCGCAAAUAAAUGAAGACCUUUUUAAAUAGAAAAUACUAAGUUUCUGAAGAGGGCCGGAACCGUACUGCUACACACGCGGUUACAGGACGUUCUGGGAAGCAGGCAUUGGGUUCCUCUGGUUCACGAGAGGUCACAGUCUGUAGAGUUGUCCUUUGUUUCAUACGGUAGAGUACUCAGGGGCUCGCUGUUCUAUCCAGACAGGCGCACACCGUGGGAAGGAGAUUCCCUAAUUCCUCACCGGCGUUUGACCAAAACACGCAGUGAAAGCACACGUUCUAGAAGGACUGAUUGUACUUCACGACCAGUCCGUCAGUGGUAUGGAUUGAGUCUAGUUUGUCCUUGCUUGGGCUUGGAAAGAGGAAAAAAAAAAAAAAACCAACUACAGCUUGUUCUUAAAUUGGGGUUUUAAACCACACUAACCUGGAGGAUAACUUUUUGUUCAACUUUUUUUUUUUAAGUCACUGUAGGAAGGUGGUACAUGAAUAUAUUCAGUACUCUAGAAUUUUCAUAGUAGAUGUUAAAAUAGCAAACCGCACUUUUAAAAUGAUCUUGUAUGGUUUCCCUGGUUUCAUUGAAAUUUUCAGGAAAAAAAAUCAAGUCUUUAAAGACAUACCAUGUACUUUAAUCAGUCAGUUUGAUCUCUUACCAAGAGAAAUGUUCCCCAGCCAAGCGGCAAAGUGCAGUAUUUAUAGUGUCCUGGGACAUUUGUUAAAGUUUCCUGCAGUGUUAGAAAUCCGUAUGUAAGUUAUUUGUGAUAAUAUACAAUUGAAUCAAGUUUUUAAGUAAAAGUAUAUAUAGCCUGGAUCUGUCCAUUUUUUUUAUUGGUUAAUUUUGAAUCUUUUACUGUAGAUUGAUUUUUGUACAAGGGGUAUAUGCUGUUUGCCUACGGUCACUAUUAGUGCGAGUUAGGCUAGUUUUCAUCAGCGAUCUCUUGAGCCAGGGACACAGUCCAGUUUCCAACCAGCCCCACAACAACCACUCUUAACUCUAACCCUCAAAGGAAUGGGCUCCAGAGAGAGUCUUUCUUGAAUGAGAAUGCUGCCUACAGAAUUGACUAGAGAAAUGGAUCGUAUUCUCCAAGGAAUUGGGAUUGUCAUUGUACCACUGAUGCACCACUUUCCUUGAGAUUUUCAUUUUUUUUUUUAAUAAUCAGUUGUGUACAAUAUCAUCGCGUUAAAUGUUGAAUGGGAUAAAAUGUCAACAAUAAAAAUAACUUCUCCA